AUUGCAGCAGUCAAAAGAAGUUACGCUAUCAAUGAUAUAGCGCUACUGAAAUUAAAAUCAUACAUUGUCUUCAAUGAUUAUAUACAGCCAGCUUGUUUGCCCGAAUCUUCUGAUUUAUCUGAAAUAAAAUGUGAGGUUUCAGGAUGGGGAUAUAAGAAAGAAAAAGGUAGUAUAACUGAUACAUUAAGGGCAGCACAAGUUCCGAUCAUCCAAGAACACAAAUGUCGUACAUUGUUGAAAAAUUAUUCCAUUGAUUUUGGGAAAGUGAUAUGUGCUGGUGAUGGAAGUGCUGAUGCCUGCACGGGAGACUCGGGAGGUUCUCUCAUUUGUGAAAUAAAUGGCAUUAGAACGGUUAUAGGAAUCACAUCAUGGGGACUUGGAUGUGGUCGAAAAGAUUCUCCUGGUGUCUACACAAAAGUUUCAAAAUAUUUAAGAUGGAUAGAUCAUCAAAUUUCUAACGACAGUUUCGCAGAAGCCGCUACGGAUGAUCCCUGCACAGGAAGCCCUUGCAAGAACGGAGGCACGUGCACAAGUCAAUCUGGCAGUUAUACAUGUUCCUGUACAAGCCAAUUUGCAGGAACUAAUUGUGAUCAAUCAUGUCCUAGUGCUUGGAACUUGUCAAGUGGUCGUUGUUAUAUAUUCAAACAUGCGGCACUGAACUGGUCUACCGCAAAGAGGAAAUGCUCCCUUGAGGGUGGAACUCUUGCGCAAGUCGACAGUGAAGUCGUCAACAACUUUCUGAACACAUUGAGGAGUAACACAGGACAUUCAACCGUAAGAAGCUUGGAUCGGAUUGGGUGAUGCUGAAACGGAAAAUAUAUUCAAAUGGGACGGCACGAAACAACGUGCCACAUAUACAAAUUGGGACACAAAGGAACCGAAUAAUGGCAAAAAAAGAUAUGAAGAGGAAAAUUGUGUUGAAAUGACAGCUACUAAAAAAUGGAAUGACUACGGCUGCAGUAAUGCAAUAAGCUAUUUUUGUGAACGUUCUCCUAGAGUUGCGUCCUAAUGCGACAAUAUGAAUGCAAAGGACAAUACAGACAAUGAUAUGUACUACAAAUGCUGGAAUAUUGUAAACAUUAUUUGCGAUAGUUAUGCCAACAUUGCAAAGUUUUUAUUAUAUCAAUCAAGCUUA
Ruditapes philippinarum (Manila clam) is the source of this 1135-nucleotide messenger RNA. RefSeq names its product coagulation factor XI-like. Lineage: Eukaryota; Metazoa; Mollusca; Bivalvia; Venerida; Veneridae. The annotation marks the transcript as partial. Gene Ontology annotation, biological process: proteolysis. The record is from RefSeq and is a predicted model, not a curated record. The transcript is spliced from 7 exons. Gene Ontology annotation, molecular function: serine-type endopeptidase activity; calcium ion binding.